Molecule: messenger RNA, 3259 nt
Organism: Pungitius pungitius (ninespine stickleback)
Lineage: Eukaryota; Metazoa; Chordata; Actinopteri; Perciformes; Gasterosteidae
Gene: nsmfa
Product: NMDA receptor synaptonuclear signaling and neuronal migration factor a
Exons: 14
Biological process (GO): regulation of neuronal synaptic plasticity; positive regulation of neuron migration
Cellular component (GO): nucleus; cytoplasm
Source: RefSeq, a predicted model, not a curated record
UCAGCCACACACCGUGCAGCCACCCCACGUACGUGCUCAUACGGGGAGAGAGAGAGACAGAGAGGGAGAGAGGGAGAGCGGGGGAGAGAGGGAGAGAGGGGGAGACGUCGCUCUCUUUUUGUGCAUCCUUUGCUCUGCACACGCGUGCGUGACAUGCCGUCGGCUCCCGGAAUCUCCAUCAACUUUUUAUGCACUGUUUUCGUCGUCGCAUUCCCACCCUUCGCCGAGUCUUUGGAAUGAGCCGUUUUCCCGUCUGCGCCGUUUCCAUGCCAGCAUGGGAACCGCCGUGUCCAAAAGGAAGCAUUUAGGAAACGAUGCGAUAUCCUCCGUGGCAGCAAAAGUUAGAGCAGCGCGAGCAUUUGGAGAGUACCUGUCCCACACACACCCUGAAAACCGAAACGGAUCAGCUCAUCUUCUGUGUGAAACCUUGGUGGGUCCCGACCCCGAGUUGCUGAGUGACACGAUAAGCCCGAACAACAACAACAACCACCUUCAUCUCUGCUCCAACGCCACCAAGGGCCGUGAGGACAAACGGGAGCCCGUCCUGGUAAAGACCCCCCUGGGCUUACUCCAGCCUCCGCCCCCUUCCAUCACCAUCUCUACCAAAGCGUCUCGACUGUCCCUCGAGCGCAGCUUCUCGGCAGAGGAAGACCAGCAGAAGUGCGUGGCGUGCCCCCUGCAGCCCGCCCGCGUGUACACCAUCACCACCCAGCGCGGCAUGCUGAUGAGCAGCGGCCGGGGCAGCAAGGAGAGCCUAGAACUGGACGUCCUGAAGGAGAAAUCGGGGAGUGGCGGGUCGGGAUCCAGAGGUGGCUUGAUCCAGCCCUCCACCUCCCCUUCCUCAACAUCGUCGUCUCCAACUCAGUACCACCACUCCGGCGCCGGCGGCCGCGGCGCCAGCCACCACCACCGGAACCAUCACGACCACGGCAGCCGCAGCGCGGCGAGCGGCAGCGGCAGCAGCGGCAACCUGCAGCUGCAGCAGCAGCAGUCGCUGUCCGUGGCCGGAUCCCACUCCCAUCACGGAGCACACCACCACGGCCACCACCAUCACCUGUCUCAGCCGCCGCUGCAGACCUCCGUCAGCGCGCACAACAUCCGCGGCUGGGGCGAGGGCGGGAAAGGGGAGGCGGAGUGCAGCGGGCUGGCCUGCGAGUCGUGCGGCGGCGCCCCGUCGCGGAGCCAGGGCUCCCUGGAUCUGGAGAGCGCGAACCGAGAGGCAGGCAAGCAGCACCGACGCCUAGAGCGGAUGUGGAGUGUGGACCGGUUGACUGGGCUGGAGAGAGAGGACACCAACUGGUUCCCCAAAGAAAACAUGUUCAGCUUUCAAACUGCCACAACAACAAUGCAGGCGUGAGUGAACUUCCGGAAGCAUCUUCGGAUGGUGGGCAGCAGGAGGAUGAAAGCACAGACCUUCGCUGAGCGUAGAUCGAAGAGUUUCAGCCGUUCCUGGAGUGACCCCACACCGGUCAAGACUGACUCUCCUCAUGAGCCCAGAGACAGUGGAGACCUUCAAGCGUCUUGUGGUACCUUGGAUGAAGGGGGGCUCGAUGACAAUAUAGACUGGGAGGAGGAGCGCGAGAUGGAGAAGCUGGCAUGUGAAGGAGACGACUUUGUACCUCCCAAAAUCAUGCUGAUCUCCUCCAAAGUCCCAAAGGCAGAGUACGUUCCCACUAUAAUUCGCAGGGAUGACCCCUCCAUCAUCCCCAUCCUCUACGACCACGAACAUGCAACGUUUGAUGAUAUUUUGGAGGAAAUAGAAAAGAAGCUCACAGCUUACAGGAGAGGAAGCAAGUUCUGGAGGAUGCUCAUUUUUUGUCAGGGAGGCCCCGGUCACUUGUAUUUACUGAAGAACAAAGUGGCAACUUUUGCUAAGGUGGAAAAGGAGGAGGACAUGAGCCAGUUCUGGAGGAGGCUCAGUCGCUUCAUGAGUAAAAUCAACCCAGAACCCAACAUUAUCCACAUAAUGGGAUGCUAUGUGCUGGGCAACCCCAACGGAGAGAAGCUGUUCCAGAAACUGAAGAAUCUGAUGAGGCCUUAUUCUGUUGAGUUUGAGUCGCCGCUGGAGCUGUCUGCUCAGGGCAAAGAGGUGAUUGAGAUGUACUUCGACUUCCGCCUCUACCGGCUUUGGAAGACACGGCAGCACUCCAAACUCUUGGAAUAUGAGGAAUUUUUGUGACGAAAACACAUACAUAAUGGGUGCAGCGGAGUCCUACAAUGAAAAUAAAACACAUCCAAUAACUGAACAUUGCUCAACUUUAGUGCUCGACCCUUCAACUCAAUAAAAACAGCCAUGCCUGAGUUCAUCCUGGAGAGGACUGGGAGGGGCAGAAGGAAGGAUGACAGGCUGGACGAGGUGGCUGAAGUCAAACUAAAUUAUGCUGUGCCUCCACUCCUCUUCAUUUUCAGAGAAAGGAUCAAAAACGAAACGAAAAAAAGGGCAGAAAAAUAAAUAAAGAGACAACUGGACUUUCCCUGUCUUAGUCCCUGACUUUGAUUUCCUCUUGGAAAAAAAGCAAAAGGGAAAUACUAAAUUAAAUGUGUAAAAAACAAAUAUCAUUUUAGUCACACCUUAGUUGCAAAGAAACGCCUUGCGGCGGAUGCGCUUCAGAAGGAGGCUCAUUGUGCCAUGAGGUGGUUCUGCGCUUUGACCGGACCUCUCAACAUGAUCUCAGAGCCCUGAGACGACUAUACACGUACAUAAAUAAUCCAUAAGUCAAUGUGUGUAUAUAUCACAUGAAUAUAUUAGCAUAGCUUUAGUCAUGCAAAUAAUACAUGAGAAUAAUAAUGCAUAAUUUAUUUUUUAUGUGCAUUCUUGUGCAGUUUCAUAUGAAAAUACUUGGAAUAACUCAGGUUUUAGCCAUGAAGUAAUGAAUCUGUUUGUCUAUUCUAUCAAGAUAUUGUAAUCUUCAUCGCCAUUGCUUGGAAUGAAUGUCUUAUCUUUUCAUGUAUCUUAAGUUUAAGAAAUCCAGCUUCAUGUUUUGAUAAAAAAAAAAAAAAGAGGAGAAAAGGAAGAAAAAAAGUUCUGAUUUGGUGUGUGAGUGUGUGCGUGUUUGGAUGUCUUUUUCAUGUCAAACGAGAAAAAAAAAUCAUAAAAAUAUGUCGUGUGUAUUUCCUCUUUCUGCUCUUGUGUUGAAGCAAAAAUAAUGGUUAUCACCUCCACCCCCCCCCCCCAUUUUCUCUCUGUCACAUACACGCCAAGACUGUCUCACGUGCUUAAUGAUGUCAAGAGGGAUGCAACAGGCAUCCGAGUGCUCCU